This is a messenger RNA of Limulus polyphemus (Atlantic horseshoe crab), 981 nucleotides long. Its product is annotated as glycine-rich cell wall structural protein 1.8-like. The record is from RefSeq and is a predicted model, not a curated record. Lineage: Eukaryota; Metazoa; Arthropoda; Merostomata; Xiphosura; Limulidae. Bases 1 to 981 code for a protein of 326 amino acids. The transcript has 2 exons.
AUGGAAAUCGCUGUAUUAUUUCUGCUCCUACUCGGAGCAGCCUUCGCUGAAGACAAGAAGGAGGACCUGAAGAAGUCCGAGACUUACGCAGCACCUCACUACGGUGGUGGUUACGGAGGCUAUGGUUAUGCUCCUCUUCACGGAUAUGGUGGCUACGGAGGUUAUGGCUACGCUCCCCUUCACGGAUAUGGAGGUUAUGGUGGAGGAUACGGUGGCUAUGGAGCUGGUUAUGGUGGAGGAUACGGUGGCAUUGGAGCUGGUUAUGGUGGAGGAUACGGUGGCAUUGGAGCUGGUUAUGGUGGAGGAUACGGUGGCUAUGGAGCUGGUUAUGGUGGAGGAUAUGGUGGCUAUGGAGCUGGUUAUGGUGCUCACGGUCAAGGUGGUUAUGGAGCACAUGCCCUUCAUGGAGGAUAUGGACAUGGGCUACAUGGUCUUCAUAAGUAUGCUGGUCACAGAAAUCUGGGUGCCUACGGAGCUCAUGGUGGUUAUGGGGGUGGCUUUAAGGAUAUUGAUUCCUAUUCCCGGAACAAAGGGGUGGGGUACGAGAAAGCUUACUCAUACGACAAGAAGUCCGGCUUCCAUAAGGCUGGUGCUUUACAUGGAGCCUACGGAUCACAGCAAGGGCUGAGCGACUACGGUGGUCAACAUAACUUGGGGGCUUACGGUGGUUAUGGGGGCGCUGUACAUGGUGCUCGGGGCAUCUAUGGACACAAAGGCUACGGCGGUUACGGUCGUCUGGGUGUUGGUUACGGAGUUCAUGGAGGAUUAGGCUAUGGCGGUUAUGGUCACGGAGGUCUUGGCUAUGGUGGUCAUGGUCUUGGAGGACUAGGCUAUGGCGGAUAUGGUCACGGAGGUCUCGGCUAUGGUGGUUAUGGUUAUAGAGGUCUUGGCUAUGGCGGAUAUGGUCUCGGGGGAUUAGGCUACGGCGGUUAUGGUCACCGAGGACUAGGCUAUGGUGGUUAUGGCGGAUAUGGUCACUAA